AUGGAAGGUUCAAAUUCUUCUACAGAAAAAUCAUCUUCUAAAACUUUAAAUGCUUUAAUCGACCAAUUAAACAAAUUAAAACAUUUUCGUAUUCACACAGGAAAUAUUAAUACUUUUGUUGAUUUGAAACUUAAAAGAUUUACAAAUUCUGCUGAGGAACUUAAAGAAACGUUUAAAUUGGUUUUGAAUAAUUUACCUUCAAAUAUUUCUGUUGGGUUUGUUUUUUUUUAUUUUUUUAGAAAUCAUUUGGCUAGACUAUUCAUGAACACAACCAAAUUCGAAUGAUUUUUGACCCCAAAAUCAGCUUGGUCUUUCCCUGUUUCAAAUUUAAGGGUCUGAAAAUUUGGGGAAAAAGUUCUCAGCCCCACCACUUCUUUCCCCCACGGUGCUGCCUUCCAAAGACUCGCAACCACUUUC
Molecule: messenger RNA, 417 nt
Organism: Meloidogyne enterolobii
Lineage: Eukaryota; Metazoa; Nematoda; Chromadorea; Rhabditida; Meloidogynidae
Source: the annotation of a GenBank genome assembly